AUGGCUUUCCACGCAAGUGGGCUGCCGAGCAUCGCAGCAGCGACCUCGGACCUCUGGCCAUCUAUCGCGAACACUCUGACGAUUCCCUGGAGAGGCUUAACAUCUGUCUCUCCAGCUGCGCCAGUUUCCAAGUCCCGACCAAGCCAUGCUGUAGCCGCACGCCGCACCCAGCCGCCGACAUCGUUCAACCCGAGCACAACCGACCAAGUCUCCCAUCGUGCCGAGUCGGAUGUGGCGAGGAGAACAAGCACCGAGCUUCCAGACUUUCUGUGCGACGCAGUGCUGCCACAGCAUUCUCUUGGCCGCGGCCUGGAAAGAGCUUCACCCAUCAACAUCUUCACGGAAGUUUCCAACAUGUCCUCUCGGUCCCUCGCCAUGGCGAAUCCCCUCAUCCGCCGCUCCUACGCGACCCUCAUGACUCGUCCCCUGACUGCGUUUCCCGGUUUUCGCUCCAUGAGCACAUACCAGCCAAGCCGCAUGCAACGGUAUACGUGGAUCAAGAUUCAAAACCCCUCUCGGAUCAUUCAAACCCGGAACUUCGGCAUGGAUAGCGUAUCCCGCGAUCUUUUGGCCAACCGUGAGGCUGCUGCCAACCGGAAUCCCAACAGUGCCACGGCUCAAAAUUCUUUCUACCAGCUUCUUCUCAAGGCGAAAAUGCCGGCGAUUGUCGUCGAACGGUAUCAGUCUGGACGGUUUGCCACUAACGAAGCUUGCGAUGAUGCUUACCGCAGAGCCCUGGCCAUGAUCAACGGUACGACAGGCGUUACCGCCGACUCGGCUCCCCACCCUUCUGGCCUCAGCCCGACGGGACUGCAGGCAGUUGGACAGGCUGUCGCCGCCCAUCAUUCCGGUGGCAAUAUGGCGUUCUCGAACGGAGGAGGUACCGGCUCCAAGAACGGCCCCCUUCACGUUAUCGUCGACGAGACAUUCGGUACUGCAGCUCUCCGGUGGAUCAAGUUUCUUCUCUGGUUCGGUCUCUGCGCCUAUCUCAGCUUGGCUAUUGUGACUAUGGUUGUUGAAGGAAUGACUACCUUCAAACGGCCGGGCGCCAAGGAUCCUAACGAAGCCAAACCCGAAAAUCAAAAGGCCCGGUUUAGCGACGUGCACGGCUGCGACGAAGCCAAGGAGGAGCUUCAGGAGCUGGUUGACUUCCUCCGGAAUCCGGAGAAGUUCAGCACGCUGGGUGGCAAGCUCCCCAAGGGCGUCCUCCUCGUUGGUCCCCCAGGCACUGGUAAGACCCUGUUGGCUCGCGCUGUUGCGGGAGAGGCUGGUGUACCCUUCUUCUUCAUGUCUGGUAGCGAGUUCGACGAGAUUUAUGUUGGCGUCGGUGCCAAGCGCGUCCGGGAAUUGUUCAACGCGGCAAAAGCCAAGGCUCCCUCGAUCGUCUUCAUCGACGAGCUCGACGCAAUCGGCGGCAGGCGCAACUCGCGUGACGCCACCUAUGUUCGCCAGACUCUGAACCAGCUGCUUACCGAGAUGGAUGGUUUCUCUCAGAACAGCGGCGUCAUCGUUCUGGCUGCUACCAACUUCCCGGCAUCGCUCGACAAGGCACUCACGCGUCCCGGCCGUUUCGACCGACAUGUUGUUGUUUCUCUGCCUGAUAUUCGCGGUCGCAUUGCCAUCCUCAAGCACCACGCCAAGAAGAUCAAGAUGGGCGAUGACGUCGACAUUGAGGCCAUCGCCGCCCGCACUCCCGGUCUUUCCGGCGCCGAGCUGGAGAAUAUUGUCAACCAGGCCGCAGUCCGCGCCAGCAAGCUCAAGGCCAAGUCGGUUUUACAGACGCACUUUGAAUGGGCCAAAGACAAGGUCAUCAUGGGUGCCGAGAAGAGGAGUAUGGUCAUAACGCCCAAGGAGAAGGAGAUGACGGCUUACCACGAAGCCGGCCACGCCCUGGUUGCUUACUUCUCUGGUGACCAGUCAGGUUCGCUCUACAAAGUGACUAUCCUUCCGCGUGGCCAAAGUCUUGGCCACACGGCCUACCUCCCGGAGAUGGACAAGUAUUCCUACACCAUCAGGGACUACCUGGGCAUGAUUGACCGCGCCAUGGGCGGCAAGGUCGCCGAGGAGAUCGUCUAUGGUCAUGAGCUUGUGACGAGCGGCGUCAGUGCUGAUCUCGACUCGGCUACCCGUACCGCCUGGCAGAUGGUAGCUCAGCUCGGCAUGUCCGAGCGCCUUGGGCCUGUCGAAUAUCUCACGAAAUACAACCAGUUGAGCUCCGAAACACGUGCCAUGGUUGAAUCCGAGGUCAAGAGGGUGCUCGACGAGUCGUAUGAGCGCGCCCGCAAGCUGCUUUUGUCCAAGAGGAAGGAGCUUGAUCUCCUGGCCAAGGCCCUGGUAGAUUACGAGACGCUUGACCGCUUCGAGGUGGAGAAGGUCCUGCGCGGUGAGAAGCUGGAUCGUAUCGCCGUCCCUCCUGGGCCGAUAUCCGUGCCCAAGCCGGUCCAGUCGAUCGAGCCCGGCAUCCCGAUACGACCCUUGUCUGGCGACGGUGCUGGCGCGGGCAGCGAGGGUACAGGCGCAGGGCGUCCCCCACCACCCGCACCGCCACCGCCAGCUCCCAAAGAGCUACCUGGGCCGAAUGCGGCUUAG
Messenger RNA from Canariomyces notabilis, 2589 nucleotides. RefSeq names its product ATP-dependent metallopeptidase Hfl. Lineage: Eukaryota; Fungi; Ascomycota; Sordariomycetes; Sordariales; Chaetomiaceae. Gene Ontology annotation, biological process: mitochondrion organization; protein quality control for misfolded or incompletely synthesized proteins. Gene Ontology annotation, molecular function: ATP-dependent peptidase activity; ATP hydrolysis activity; ATP binding. Bases 1 to 2589 code for a protein of 862 amino acids. The record is from RefSeq and is a predicted model, not a curated record. The transcript is spliced from 4 exons. Gene Ontology annotation, cellular component: mitochondrial inner membrane.